AUGGCUCAUAAAGGGAGUGUAGAACCCGUUAUACAGGUUAACACGAUUGUCGGCACAGGGCCCCAACAUGUAGACUCUGACACAUUCAGAAGGGAUCAAGAGAAGGACGAAACGCUGAAGACAUUUUGGAACAAAGCUAAUACAAAAGAGGUGUCAUUGACAAAAGGUGGAUGCAUCUCAUUCACAGUGAAAAGGGGAUUGCUAUUCAAGUCAUACGAGAAUAAGCGAACCGGACUUGUCAAGGAACAGUUAAUUGUCCCAGAAAACAUGAGGUUAUUAGUUAUGUCAAAUGCACAUUCUGGACCCUUGGCAGGCCACAAGUCCAUCAGAAGAACGAGGGCGCGGGUGUAUUCUCAGUUUUCCUGGCCCGGAGCAGACAAAGAUAUUAAAAUGCAUUGUAAAACUUGUGAUGUCUGCCAGAGAGCUAGAUACCCGGGUCGAGCAGGUAAGGCUGAAUUAGGUAGAAUGGAUAUCAUUACAACACCAUUCACUAAAGUCGCAGUAGACAUUGUGGGCCCCAUGCAAAUGACCAAUAGAAAAAACAGAUUCAUCCUCACUCUUGUCGACACUGCCACAAGAUGGCCAGAAGCUGUAGCGCUGAAGGAGAUUAGCUCAGAAACAGUGAUUGAGGCACUGAGCACAAUUUUUACAAGGAUAGGUUUCCCGGAGGAGAUUCUGUCCGAUAAUGGCCCGCAGUUUAACUCAGAAUUGUACACACAGGUCAACAAGUUCUUCGGCAUAAAAGGCAUCAAGACUACACCAUACCAUCCUAAUUCAAAUGGAAUGGUUGAGAGAUUUAAUGGAUCUCUAAAACACAUGCUGCGUAAGUUAGCGGCUAAUGAACCGGACGAUUGGGACAGAUUCUUGGGGGCCGCUUUAUUUGCAUAUAGAGAAGCGCCUAACGAAUCUACUAGGUUCUCCCCAUACGAAAUUGUAUUUGGCAGAAAAAUGAGAGGGCCCAUGUCAAUACUGAAACACCUCUUUACCGACGAAGGCACGAAUCAAGACACUAGAACAGUAUACGAAUAUCUAGUGGAUCUCAGACAUAGACUCAAGACAACAAUGGAAUUAGCGCACGCUAAUGAUAUGGUGUUUAAAAGGAAGACAAAACUGAAGUAUGAUAAAACAGCAACCCCUAAACACAUUAGUGUGGGAGAUUAUGUUCUGGUCCUCAGACCGAAACGGAUAAACAAAUUAUCCCUUUUCUGGGAUGGGCCCUACCAAGUUACAAAACGUAGUACAAAAUUUAAUGUUACCAUCCAAAAGGGGAGAAAACUCAAAACUUACCACAUCAACAGAGUCGUGAAAUACCACGAUAGAAAAUUCGGGGAACAACCGCCUAAAGCAGAUGGUGGCAGCACACACUUGCUACACGGGUGCCUGGCAUCAGUGAUUAGCGAGGCAGAUUUCGUGGGACCAGGAGAAGCCGAAGUCGACAAACAAAUGAUCCCCACUAUUUCGUACACAGAGACACACAUAUCCAAAGAGAUCAUAUUUAACCAACGUCUGGAACCACAACAGUUAAACGAUCUCACAUGCCUCGUGAAUGAAUUUUCUGACAUUAUAUCAGAUAUUCCCGGCAAGGCAAAAGUUGAAGAGUUCAAAAUUGAGACUACUUCCGACAUACCAGUGACAUUAAGACCGUACACCGUGCCUUUCAGCCUAAAAGCAAAUCUGGAUGAGGAAAUCAGGAACAUGAUCAACCUGGGUAUUAUAGAGGAAAGUACUUCAUCUUACUCAUCACCUGUUGUGAUGGUUAAAAAAAAUGAUGGCUCCUUACGCACAUGUAUUGAUUAUAGGAAACUGAAUUCAAUUACCAAAUUCGAUGCAGAGGUAAUCCCUGACCCGGAAGAUAUAUUUGUAAGUUUACAAGCAGCUACCAUAUUCUCCAAGAUUGACCUAACGAAAGGGUUCUGGCAGAUCCCUGUUCAUAGGGAUAGUAGACAGUUCACCGCGUUCCGAGUACCGACGGGACACUACCAGUUUCGCUACUUGCCGUUUGGUUUAAAAAAUAGUCCCUCCGUAUUCGCCAGGGUUAUAAGAAAGCUGUUAAAAGGUAUACAAAAUGUAGUGUCCUACUUUGACGAUAUAUGUGUAUAUUCAACAGAAUGGACGGAACAUCUGAGGGUGUUAAAAGAAGUAUUCAUGAAACUACGAGAGGUCGGCUUGACCGCUAAACCCAGCAAGUUAAUUUUAGGUUUCCCGAGCAUCACCUUUUUAGGUCAUGUCGUGGGUGGCGGGAGUCAAAAACCCGAUCCCGCUAAUAUUGACAAGGUCUUGCUGCUCGGGACACCACGAACCAAAAAGGAAGUCCGCAGCCUGCUUGGUCUAGCUAACUACUAUAAUAAAUUCAUCCCUCACUUUGCAACCAUCGUAAACCCUCUGACCGAACUUUUAUUAAAAGGCAAGCCCACAAGGGUAAUGUGGACUCCUGAGUGUGAAUGUGCUCUGCGGGUUAUCCAAUGUUAUUUAAAUAAGGAACCUAUUUUGAAAUUACCUAAUUUGUCAAAAUCGUUUUCUCUGCAGACUGACGCAUCGAAUGUGGGUAUCGCAUGUUGUCUGAUGCAAACAGUGGACGGCAUCCUGCAUCCGGUUAAGUUCUUGAGCAGAAAACUACUGCCACGGGAGCAACGCUUCUCUGUGAUAGAAAGGGAGUGCUUGGCCAUAGUAUGGUCCACACAAAAACUAUCCAGAUACUUGUAUGGAAAAGAAUUCAAGCUGCUAUGCGAUCAUAAACCUCUGGCAUUUCUUCAAAGCGCCAACUAUGGCAACUCCCGCAUCUGUCGGUGGGCCCUUGCUCUACAAGAGUUCGCCUUUACAGUAGAACAUAUCAAGGGGACUGAAAACUUUGCAGCAGACAUUCUAUCACGAGUUUUCUAUGACAAAUAG
Molecule: messenger RNA, 2889 nt
Organism: Physella acuta
Lineage: Eukaryota; Metazoa; Mollusca; Gastropoda; Physidae
Biological process (GO): DNA integration
Molecular function (GO): nucleic acid binding
Source: RefSeq, a predicted model, not a curated record